Messenger RNA from Chanos chanos (milkfish), 1158 nucleotides. RefSeq names its product cyclin I family, member 2 (gene ccni2). The record is from RefSeq and is a predicted model, not a curated record. Bases 103 to 1158 code for a protein of 351 amino acids. NCBI's taxonomy places the organism in Eukaryota, Metazoa, Chordata, Actinopteri, Gonorynchiformes, Chanidae. The transcript has 7 exons.
UGAACACCCGGUUAUAAAUGUGGUGGGCGCCAAAGAAAUCAUCCAAAUUCGCUGUUGAAGAGGUGAUCCAGCCCAUAGGGGAGUCUGGCUUACGCCAUUACAAUGAAGUUCUUUGGUUCAGAGGAGAACCAACGGCUGGAAAACUUGCUGGAAGGGACUUUGGCCAGGGAAACGCGACUGUGGAGAUCGCCAGUCCUCAAAAACGGUCGCAUCCAGGGUACCGAUAUAAUCCCAUCCCAAUACCAGGAGGUUAUUUUAUGGCUGCGUGAGCUAUGCGUAAUGUUCCAGUUCUGUUCGGACACUUUUGCGAUGGGAGUCUGUGUUCUCAACAGACUUUUGGCAGCUGUGAAGGCCCAAUCCAAAUAUCUCAAGUGCAUUGCCAUCACCUCAUUGAUUCUUGCUGCCAAAAUUAAUGAAGAGGAUGAGGUCAUCGCACCUGUCAAAGAUCUCUUGGCACAAAGUGGAUGCAACUUCUCUACGGGAGAGAUUCUCCGCAUGGAAAAGAUCAUUCUGGACAAGCUGCACUGGGACCUCUACACAGCAACACCCAUUGAUUUCAUUCACAUCUUUCACAGCCUGUUGGUGUCUGGACAUCCUCGGCUUCCGUUCGUCCUCUCUCAGAAAAAACCGGGCUUCCAGCUGGAGCUGUGGACCAGGCAGGUGCAGCAUUGUAUGGGGUUCCACCAGUUCUGGCAAUUCAAGGGCUCCACGUUGGCUUUGGCCAUCAUCACUUUGGAGUUGGAGAGAUGCACCCCCGACUGGUUCUCGCUUUUUACCAAUCUGCUGAAGAAAGCACAGAUUGAGAGUACAGAGUUUAUCCGUUGUAAGGAGACAGUGGAUGAAUACCUCACGAGUCUGGAGCUCUCCGUGCCAACCAACGCGGUCUACAUCUUAGACACCACCAACCUGUGCUUUCGAGGCUACGGCAUGGAGGAGGAGAAGAGAAAGUGCGUGAGGCAGCCCUGGUCGUUGGCAGGGAGGGGCGGGGGGAAGAGAAGCCGCGGUGAAGGCGAUGUGGACGAGUUCUAUGACGGUUUUGAGCACCUCUAUAACGAGGGGGUGGGCACGGAGGCGGUGCACAGCGGCCCCAUAGACCUGUGCUUGUCUGGCCAGGAGAAGGUCCUGUCCUGCCCCCCCCUCCAGCCCCCCACUGCCUGA